Messenger RNA from Clupea harengus (Atlantic herring), 3509 nucleotides. RefSeq lists its product as uncharacterized. Gene Ontology annotation, molecular function: protein binding. The record is from RefSeq and is a predicted model, not a curated record. NCBI's taxonomy places the organism in Eukaryota, Metazoa, Chordata, Actinopteri, Clupeiformes, Clupeidae.
AGAAAGUACUGACUCAUCCUCUUGUGUAAAAACAAGAGCAACAGCUUGUUUCUCAUAAAGGGGACAGCGUUGUGACAUUGUAACAUAAAUCACCUGGCCUGCUCAGAUUUAAAAGUCUAUUCAUCUGAAAAACCAGCACUCUAGACUUCCUAACACUGGGAUAAAAAGCUGGUAUGCAGGGCAUGUAGUUACACCUAAGUCCCCCUCAUCGAAUUGAUGAGGAGCACACAAAGGCAGAGGAGAGGAGUAGGGGAACAAGGUGAGACUUGCCACCUGAGGACCUGUCUCCGUUUGUCUGCGGGUGUGGUAACGAGGACACCCAUCAGGGCUGGGCUCUCUCUCUGUUGUACUCGUGCCUUGUUUAUUGGGCUCAGGUGUCUCCUGCUCUGUUUGAUAACAUUGUCAAAGUGGAUGAAAAGUGCAGACUCAGGUUGCGUGGAUGAGGGCAGGGAGUGUGAGGCAAGGCUGGCCUCAGGAACAUCCAAACAGUGCCACAGUUUCAGCUGAAUUGGUUAAAUGGGUUGGUUUGGUCACAAUGGAGCUUAGCUAGUGCCAGGACAACUUCCUUGCUUUCUCAUAACUAACAUGUGAGGCAGGCGUCUCUCUGUGAUAACGGAAUUGCUUGGUCUGUAAGGUUUCAACCAGGCGGCCUGGGAAUUUGAUGUGGGAAUUCGGUGAGAAGUGAAAAACAAAAGGGUUAGCAUAACUUGCAGUGACAUGAGCAGUCUCAGGUGUUUAAACUAAAAUCAAGAUAUGAGAAUCCUAAGCACCCUACAACAGACCCGGUGAUAUUUCAGCAAACAGGCUGUACGGUUAUGCUACCUAGGGUCCAGUCUGUGACAAACACAUGAGCACAAUUAGGACACCAGGAAGGGAUGGGUUUCUCCAGAAUACAGUUAUAGAACACUGUCCAUCUCUAAGGGAUUUGCUUUCAAUCUGAAACCCUUAUCUACAUCUCAGCAACCUAGGAGGAGGCAGAAAGGGGGGGGAAGACUUAGUCAUGGUUGUAAUUUGCGAUUAUUUGGUGGACUCUCUCAAUGCUAAUAAGGUCACCUUACAGAGUGCCUUUGUUAUUCUGUGUCAGGCACAAUGUGAUAUCAUACCCGUCCCAUCUGCUUUGUAUUCGGACCCAAAGGAAGAUGGUCAGGUUGCAGGUUUCCUUUUUGGACAUUGUCAAGUGGAGCUUAUAAAUCGAUCAAAUAUUUUGUCCUGUGGUUCACUUCACAGACAUCUCAUCCUGAUGAUGGCUCACAGCUCCAUUGCAACUAGGAUGUUGGCUCUGCUUGGGCUGCUCUCUUUUCUCCCUGUCUCCUCAGCAAUGAUUGCCAGACUUCCAGACAACCAGUCUCCUCCACCCGUCGGCUCUCCAGAACAACCCGUUCCUCCGGAGGAUUACGGAAUGGCCUCAGGAUCAUAUGGCAUGCCACAAGACCAAAUCCCAAGGGCACGGGGACACAUGCCAUCUGAUGGCUACCCUAUGCCACCUGAUAGCUUCCUGAUGUCAUCUGAUGGUGAUCCCAUGCCCAUGGAUGACUACCCCAUGCAUUCUAGUGGUUACCCAAUGCCACCCGACAGCUACCCAAUUUCAUCUGAUGGUGAUCCCAUGCCAUAUGAACAUGACCCAAUGGCAUGGGAAGGACAAGCCAAGGACUCAGGUGGCUACCCCAUGGCAAUACCCCAUGUGCCUCCUUCGAAUCUGACUCUGCUGAACAUGACCAGACCCAAUAACCUGACGUGGGAUUAUGAUGAGCCGAUGGUGCCCGAUCCAUCCUACUGCGACGGGCUUCUGGAGGCUCCGAGCCCCUGGUUCUGCAUGUGCACACUGUGCAAGGGCCACAACGCGGGCCCCAAAGGGGACAGAGGAGACAGGGGUCGGCCAGGCCCACCAGGUAGUCCAGGGAGAAGAGGCUUGACAGGGUUUAGAGGUCGUCCAGGAUUUGUUGGUCGAGAGGGACCGAAAGGUCAGAAAGGAGACGAGGGUUUGAAGGGAGAGAAAGGUUCAGUAGGAUUCAUGGGCAGUAAAGGAUCUCAAGGCUUCAAGGGUGACAAAGGAGACCAAGGAGGAGAUGGCACUGCAGGUGUGCAAGGGCCUCAAGGUGAGACAGGUGUCUGUCCAGAAAGCUGCGAUUCCAUCCCAGGCCCGCCAGGAGAACCAGGCCUUCCGGGUAGCGCAGGGGCUAGGGGAAUUCCGGGGGUAGAGGGUCCACCGGGUCUGAAAGGACCGAUGGGAGACCCAGGCGGCUUGGGUCCGCCAGGUGUCCCCGGGGCAGAGGGGCAGAAAGGAGACCUGGGUUCAAAGGGUGAGUGCAACUGCACAGACGGGGCAGAUGGAUCUCACGGGAUGCCUGGUCCAACUGGGACCAAGGGUGACAAGGGCACGAUGGGCCCUCAGGGUGUCUCAGGGAUCAAUGGUGAGAAGGGGGAUGAGGGAGGCAUUGGCAUUACAGGAAUGCCUGGUCCGUGUACGCCAGUCAUCCAGUCAGCUUUUACAGCAGCUCUGAACAGCAGCUUCCCACCACCAGACACGCCUGUGGUCUUUGCCCGCAUCAUCUCUAACUUCCCAGGGAAUUAUGACCCCACGAGAGGUAUCUACACAGCUCCCGUCAAUGGCACCUAUGUCUUCAGCUACAACCUGCAGGUCUUUAGCAGAGUGCUGAUGGUCGGGCUCUACCACAAUUUCCGGCCAGUUGUGAGGUCCACUGAGCCCGCUAACCUGGGCACUGCCUCCCAGCAACUGAUACUACACCUGAACACAGGAGACAGGGUGUGGCUGCUAGUGAAGGACACAGACACCAAUGGCAUGUUCACAAGCUCGGAGUGCAGCAGCACCUUCUCCGGCUUCCUGCUUUACCCCGAUUCGUGUGACCCGCCUCUAUUCAGAGAUUUUACCCCACCGAUUGAAGGGACCUACUUAUGGGGAGAGCUGGAAGUCUAAACCACCUAGACACACAACCAGCAACCACCAUCAUAUGUCAGCCUGCACAUAACCAAAUAAAUACAAGCACGCCUGUCCAAAUAGUGUGUUGUCAGACUACCCUGAUAAAUAAUACCCCUACAACCCACCACAACACAUGUCCCAUAACCAACAGAGAAAACUCUUUAGGCUUGAGUGUACUACCUGAUCUACACUUUGAUGAAGUAACCUGUGUAGGCUUUACAUAUUUUACAAAAACAUUCAAAUUCAUUCACUCAAUAGAUCUAUGUAUUUCAGAGAGGCAUAAACACGAUAAACACUCUUUCACUACCUAGCCCUUCUGCAGAAUAGUGGGGUUUUGCUAAUCAUAGCACUUAGCAGGGCUGUUCCAAAUACAGACAGAACAUGUUUUAUUUGGACAGACUAUGAAUAACCCCUUUAAGUGACCUCUUACUCCAGUAAUGUACUUGUAGCUCUUUCCAUAUUGAAUGAGGCAGAUUUGUGAAAUAUCACAAGAGUACAUUGAAGCAGGAAGUAAGUUGUGGUUCUGAUAUUGUGAAGAAAAUAGGGAAGGGAAGGUUUGGCUCACUCGCGG